Hylaeus volcanicus is the source of this 2544-nucleotide messenger RNA. RefSeq lists its product as uncharacterized. The transcript is spliced from 2 exons. Lineage: Eukaryota; Metazoa; Arthropoda; Insecta; Hymenoptera; Colletidae. The record is from RefSeq and is a predicted model, not a curated record. Bases 1774 to 2238 code for a protein of 154 amino acids.
AGUUAGAACGCGUAAAACAGGCAAACAAAAGUAAGGAAAACGAGUAGAACGUUAAAAGUAGCGUGAGUCAACCAGAUCCGUGCCCGUCUAACCGCGUUCCGUCAACCCACGCGCCUAAACGGAGAGUUCGGAGCUAUAUAUGUUUAUUCGAAUAAAAGUUUACCCAACCCGAACGCAGGGAGGAUCGAUCGAAUGUUCUUGUUUCCCCCGUUGUCGUAACCCUGCCAAGUAUAGUCGCAGAAUGUCCCGUCGUGUUUCACAGAAAAGUUGCGUGUGACGUAAAGAUGCGAUAGGCGCGCUGACGUCACGUCGUCUCCCCUGUAAGCGUCGUCGGGGUUUACGAUACCCAGAGGGCAAGGUUCGCUUCUGCUUUAGUAGCGGGUAAUCGCGUGGAAGAGGAUUACGUGACGUCACCUACUCGAUGAUCGAAUGCGUACAUCGCGGAUAUCCGUCGUACAUUCAUGUUUAAUUUGCCACGAUGAUCGGCUAUCCGUGAAACGCGCGUGUCGUUACACCUUAAAAGGCAAAGAGCGGCUUCGACGACGAAAGAAUAUAGCGUAGGAGUAGCGUAGGUCGCCUGUCUCUGCUCGUAAAGGCGACGGGGUGGACAAAACAAAAGUUUUCGAUAGUAAAUUAAACUAGAAUGUCACCUCCGAGGGAACAUCGCGAGCGCUGUGCAAGCAUUUGAAUAAAAAUAUAUGGAGCCACGUCGUGUUUAACAUUAUUUUGUUUCAAGCAACCGUUGAAUGUUUGCAUAGCGUUUUCACGGUGUUCGCGUCACGGAGAUUCAACGAUACUCGUGUUCACGGUUUCGCGAUUACGCUGGUCUAGAUAAAUAGACGUUGCAGCGAGAUACUUGGAGUUAUGAACGUUCGCUUCCUCUCGUUGGGAUAAUAUUUAUAUAUUCCUCCGUUAUUCGCAGUGCUUAACUUCGCAACCGUUGCUCGCGUUUCGCGCGUAAGCGCUACAUGCGUAGUGAAUAAAUCUGACAAUGUUAGUAAACGUUAAUAUAUUUUAAAAAUGAAUAUUUCCCGCCGAGAAUUGUUGUCCAACUUCUUUGAAACGUUAUCUUGAUACGAUAAAAUUUGAAGAAUGUCUAUCGAGCCGGUCAAUUUUGAAAAAAUCGUUUGUUCCGAGGGUACGAUCGGAUGUUCACCCUUAACGGUUGGGGUCGUGAAACGACGAGAAUCGUACGUGUCGCGCGUACUCGCGACGCUUUGAUCGCGCGGCUCGCUUCUAAAGAAAACAGACGCGUUCACGAUGUCUCAAGAACACCGACGCGCGAUUGGAAAAGAAAACAAUUCGACGAAGACGUUGCCCCGAGCGUCGUGGGGCUCGGUCGCUCAACUCAUUGAUAUACAUAUGCGAAGCUACGGUUCAUGCUGCAGUCCCCGACGCGACAGCUAAAUCAUUCUCCUACGGGACGACUAUUAUUAAACGUGUUACUUGCCUUUUCCUUAUUUUACAUAAUUAUUUAUAGACGAAGGAAGCCUCUACAAACACAAAGAGACACUUAUAUUAAAUAUACGAUAUAACUUUAUAGAAUAAUUAAGAAAAUUAUACUGUACUGUUACAGGUGACCAACUCUUCUCUGCUUUCCUUUGAUGUACAAACCAUUUCCCCGAAUUCUGUUCGAUGAAACUGUGUCAGCUAUUGAUCAAUGUCUUCUGGUCCCACAGUCACGUAUGCACCUAUUUCGAUUCCUUCCUGAAAUUCAACUACUAUAUCGGGUACUCGGAAUUGCGUAAUCGACGUCAUUGGGCCUGAUCGUCGAUGAAGCUGCGACACUCUUCGAGGAAGGACACUCGUUCUCCGAUGAAUACCUGCACGUGUAUAAAAGCAACGUCGGACCCUCCGAUCAGGGAUCAGUCCAUCGCGGCUAUUCGUGCGAACAUGAUCGAGAUCGUGUUUCUGCUCUUACUCGGAAUCUGCGGGGCUUCGAGUACACCUGUAGCGUCUUACGCCGAUGGGAACCUCUCGAAUCACACGGAAAUGGAUUUAUCUCCGCUUCCAGGCUCGGGAAAUCUAGCUGAAAAAGCGAUCCCGCUGUGGCAGCUGAUCGAUAACGAGAAGCCUCUUUUACCAGCGAUACAGAUUGCGAUGGAAGAACCGCGGCAGACAACUCAUAAACUUCCUGGGACGAAUAAUUUGGCCGAGAAACGUAUUCCCGAUGUGAUCCUGAAAAAGUUCUCUCAUCCGCAAGCUACUAGGUCCACGGACGAUACCUUUGUUCUCUAAGGAAACUUUGAAUAACAACGUCGGAUGAGCAAGCAUCGAGCAAGAAAAUAAAGACUGUUUUUUAAAUUAUUCGAAGGACGAUGGCAGCUUUCCGAAAUACCUUUUCCUUCAUUAUCUUACUACUCUCGGAGCGUUGGAAAUUGUGAAAAUCUAGUCUAGCCUAUUCUAUAAAGGGAUAACUUAUAUCUAAAUAUAUCAGGAACUAAACAUAUAAAUUAUGUAUAAGCCAAGAUAAUUUUAUCUCUAUUUUGUGUUUGGUUACAUUUAGAUUUUUAUAUCGUUAUUGUCUAAAGAAGUGCCUGUUAU